Penicillium macrosclerotiorum is the source of this 1257-nucleotide messenger RNA. RefSeq lists its product as uncharacterized. The transcript has 2 exons. Bases 1 to 1257 code for a protein of 418 amino acids. The record is from RefSeq and is a predicted model, not a curated record. NCBI's taxonomy places the organism in Eukaryota, Fungi, Ascomycota, Eurotiomycetes, Eurotiales, Aspergillaceae.
AUGGGUCAGAAACAGGCUUUGAGGCCAUAUUUCUUAUUUAUGUUCUCGUUAGCACGCGCUUUGAUACACCCAGCUCUUUCGGUCACAGCAACAGCUCAUGAUGCCUUACAGCCCGGCCUUCCUGAGGAAACACCGGUCCCUGAUGCUGAUAUCGAAAAACUACGCAGACGAUCUGUGUAUUACGACUCGUACGGAGCUUCCGGGGGGUCUGUGACAGGUGGAAGCGCAACAACUACAUACACAUCUUGGGCAAGUGCCAGUGUGUGCGGCUUCGUGGACGGUGUCUUGGAUUAUUCUUCUGAGAUCGCAUGUUACGGUUAUACCCAAUGCGUGUUCCAUACUGCCAACAAUGCAUUUCCCGGUAUUGUGGGCUGCUGCGACAAUUCCUACUCCCAAAAAUGUCAAUUCGAAACCACAUGUUACGACAGAAACGAAGUGGCCGCAACUCCUACUCUUACGGAAGAGCCCUUUGCUAUUUUAUGCACAAGAUCAUCGGCUCCAUCUUGCAUGACGUGGACCUACCCCGAGCUCUCAAUCACAGACUACGGAUGCUCGGACAUCGUUACGAUUCAGACCUUAUACCUUGAGGCCGCCCCGUACUCGAACAACUUUCCGAAUCCCAGUAGCUUGAGUUACUUGAACGGAAUUCCAACCGUUGCCUCUGUAGUUGGAUCGGUGAUCGAUGAUGCCUUUGUCUCAGGCUACCUAUCUAACGCCGCGGCAGCUACAUCACAGAAUAAUAUGGACAAGUUUAUAUCGAGUGGCAUAACCUCCACUUUUCCCAACUCUGCUACUUCAACCGGAUCAUCCUCAGGAUCCGGAUCUGGUUCAGGUAGCUCAAGUUCACAUCACUCGAGUACUGGCGCCAUUGCUGGUGGUGUUGUGGGUGGAGCAGUGGGCCUAGCAGGUAUUGGGGCGGCAAUUUUCAUGUUUUUCCUAUUUCAAAAGAAGAAGAAGAACAAAAUGGACCCGGGUAUGGUAUAUCAAGCUGCUCCAGCAGAUAAUGCACCUACAGACAGCAUUGUUUCACCGACAACAAGUUCUCUUCCCCCUCCAUCGGAGGUUGAUGGCGCUUCAAUUCAAAGAUUUGCCCCGGCUGAGGUAUAUGGCACAGAACACAAGUUUCAUUCCGUUUUACCAGCCCAUGAAAUGGAUGCAACCCAUUUUAUUGCGGAGCUACCGACUCCACAAGCAGAAUCACGUCCUGUUUCUCACAUGUACCAAGGGAAGACAUCAUACUCAGGGGGAUCCAGGUGA